Messenger RNA from Drosophila willistoni, 1157 nucleotides. Its product is annotated as protein obstructor-E. Gene Ontology annotation, molecular function: chitin binding. The transcript has 6 exons. Lineage: Eukaryota; Metazoa; Arthropoda; Insecta; Diptera; Drosophilidae. Gene Ontology annotation, cellular component: extracellular region. The record is from RefSeq and is a predicted model, not a curated record. The coding region runs from base 109 to 1053 and encodes 314 amino acids.
AAACUGGUAAACUUCACUCAUCGCACUUUAAAGUCUUAUGCUCAAUGCCAUUUUACUCAGUUGGCUCGAAGACGGCGACGCGUGCGCACAACGAACCGACGGUUUUCUAUGACUACAAAUACAAUGGCGCUUUUUAAAAUUUGCAUAUUUGCCUUAGCAGUGGGAACCACAUUAGCCCAGCACGCAUUUCGAGUUGGAGCCGGUCAUCCGUCUUCCCAACGCCAUUUGCCCCCACGCACGCGUGAUCCUGUGGGAGAGGCAGCUGUCAUACCCAAACGCAAACAGUCACAGGAAUAUGAGCCCACCAAGCAGUGUCCAGAGGCGAACGGGUUCUAUCCGGAUAGUGAGCAAUGUGAUAAAUAUUAUGCGUGCCUAGAUGGUGUUCACACUGAGCGCCUUUGUGCCGAUGGCAUGGUCUUCAAUGAUUACACACCCAUCGAGGAGAAAUGUGAUUUGCCAUACAAUAUAGACUGCACCAAGAGAUCGAAAUUACAGACACCACAGUCUUCUCUCCAUUGCCCACGCAAGAAUGGUUACUUUGGCCACGAGAAGCCUGGCAUUUGCGAUAAGUUUUAUUUCUGCGUCGAUGGUAAGUUCAAUAUGAUAACCUGUCCCGCUGGCUUGGUGUUCAAUCCCAAGACUGGCAUCUGCACAUGGCCCGAUGAAGUGGGUGUCACUGGCUGCAAAUCGGAGGAUAUAUUUGAGUUUGAGUGCCCUAAGGUGAAUGAGAGUAUUGCUGUAACCCAUCCCCGGUAUGCCGAUCCCGAUGAUUGUCAGUUCUUCUAUGUGUGCGUCAAUGGGGACUUGCCUCGUCGUAAUGGCUGCAAAUUGGGUCAAGUGUUUGAUGAAGAGAAGAAGCUUUGCGACUGGGCACGUAAAGUACCAGAUUGUGCUGACUGGUACAAAGAUCGUUUGACUGAUGCCGAGUUGGAUGAAUUGGAAAAUCCCAAGCCAAAGACGACCACCACCAAGAAGCCACCUCGUGUACGAGGACCCUCUAGGCGUAAGCCUAAGCCAAAAGUAGUGGAGGAAGUAGAGGAUACAGAAGAAUAAGCGUCGACUGUUUAGCCUUAAGUAAUACACUGAAUGAGCAUGAAAAGAACAAAAAAACAUAAUAAAUAUUUCUAUUAAGCCGUAUCAGAAAUAGAACACAAAAA